This is a messenger RNA of Necator americanus (New World hookworm), 630 nucleotides long. RefSeq lists its product as uncharacterized. The transcript has 7 exons. Gene Ontology annotation, molecular function: NADH dehydrogenase activity; 4 iron, 4 sulfur cluster binding. Gene Ontology annotation, cellular component: membrane. The record is from RefSeq and is a predicted model, not a curated record. The coding region runs from base 1 to 630 and encodes 209 amino acids. NCBI's taxonomy places the organism in Eukaryota, Metazoa, Nematoda, Chromadorea, Rhabditida, Ancylostomatidae. Gene Ontology annotation, biological process: mitochondrial respiratory chain complex I assembly; mitochondrial electron transport, NADH to ubiquinone.
AUGGCACUCAAAUCUGUUGGGUUGCUAAACAAGGGUAUAUUUGGCCGUGUUCCAAAAGUAGCGGUCACAAGUGGAGCUCUUCAACAAACACGAAAUAGUUAUAAAUACAUUGGAGCGGUUGAAGAAACAGAUGGAAGCUUUCGUGGGGACCUCAAUCUUGGAUUUCAUACUCUUUUCUUUACAGAAUUGUUCCGAGGCUUCGGUGUUAUGCUUGGUCACGUCUUCAUGGAACCCGCAACUAUUAACUAUCCUUUCGAGAAAGGUCCUAUUAGCUCUCGAUUCAGAGGAGAACACGCUCUUCGGCGUUAUCCCUCUGGUGAAGAACGAUGCAUUGCUUGCAAGCUGUGCGAGGCUAUUUGCCCUGCACAGGCAAUAACCAUCGAGGCCGAAACACGUCCCGAUGGCAGUAGACGCACCACUCGUUACGAUAUCGAUAUGACAAAGUGCAUCUACUGCGGUCUUUGUCAAGAGGCAUGCCCGGUUGACGCAAUCGUUGAAGGCCCAAAUUUCGAAUAUUCAACGGAAACUCACCAAGAAUUGCUCUACAAUAAGGAAAAGCUGCUAUUCAAUGGUGAUCGCUGGGAACCAGAGCUUGCUGCUAACGUUCAAGCAGAAUAUUUGUAUCGAUAA